AUUGUCGACGUGUGAGUUUUAUUGAGCGAAAGAAGCAAAUCCUUGUGUCUUCGUUGAUAUCAUUCGAUUGUAUAACAUUCGAAGGGAAAAUUUGAUGUGUUGAUUGGUCCGCUAUAUUGAAUAAUCUUGUACGAUUCAUCGCAUGGGCGUUGUCUGUAAAAAUAUGAUGUGGGCGUUGGUUAUAAUGGUACAAUUUUCUCUACAAGAGUGGACUAAAGUGGACAAGAGUUGUGGUAUUGACUUAUUAAUUUUGGCAAUCUGCCUGGUGAACACCAUGGCUGGGCCUACUGAAAACAGGGCCGUUCAGGCUGUCACUGAAGCAAACAACCAAUUCUCAACGUCCUUCUUCGCUGAGGUCGCGUCAUCAAAUCAUGGCAAUUUGGUCACUUCUCCUCUUAGCGCUUCCGUUGUUCUUUCCAUGGCUGCUUAUGGCGCCCGCGGAGAGACUCAAGACGAAAUGAGAAGUGUUCUCCAUCUUCUGCCGGAAUCCCAAGCUAAAUCUGGAUAUUCAAGUCUUCUUACGACUCUUAACCAAGUCACAGACGUAGAACUUCGUCUCGCCAAUAAAGUUUUCGUAAACAACAAAUUCUCCGUUAAACCAACUUUCCAACAACUAACUCAAAAUGCAUUCUUAUCGACCUCGAAAUCUGUUGACUUUUCUCAAAGCGCAUCGGCUGCUAAUACUAUCAACCAGUGGGUUGAGGAACAAACUAACCACCGCAUUAAGGACCUCGUCAAAUCCGAGAGUUUAAAUGGUGGAACCGCCAUGGUGCUUGUCAAUGCUGUCUACUUCAAGGGUAACUGGAAGAAGAAGUUCGAUCCUAAAUUGACUCAAGAUAGACCCUUCCACGUCAGCAAGACUGAAGUUAAGAAUGUACCUACUAUGUACAGGUCUGGAAAGUACAACUAUGGUGUACUUCCUGAAUGUAAAGCCUCUUUUAUCGAGCUUCCAUACAAAGGUGAAGAGUUCAGCAUGGUAAUCAUCUUACCUGACGAAGUCGACGGAUUGGCUGCAAUUGAAAAGAAAUUGGCAGUCCACGGUCUCGGUGAAGUUCUCAAGAGAGGACACAUUACUGAUGUUGACGUUUACUUGCCGAAAUUCAAGAUCGAAAGCUCUAUUAAACUCAAUGAACAUCUUAAGAACAUGGGAAUAAGAAAGGCGUUCAGCAUAGCUGAAGCUAACUUUAGCGGUAUUUCCGAUACUGACCUCUACAUCUCUGAAGUUGUACAGAAGGCAUUCAUUGAAGUAAAUGAAGAAGGUAGCGAAGCUGCAGGAGCAACUGUAGGUACUUUAGUUCCUCUCUGUUUGAGAAUUCCACGACCACCACCACCACCAAUUUUCAAGGUUGAUCGUCCCUUCCUCGUGAAAAUCAUUAGAAUGAAAAAUUUCGCCAAUGACAACCCUUCAAAUACAAAAUUAGAACUGUUUACAGCGCACGUGGUUAAUCUGUUAGGACCAAUUAUUAAAUAGUUUCGUUGUUGCUAAUUCUUACUAUUAUUAAUAACUUGUUUUGUGAAAAGAAAUAUUUCCUUUGAAAAUAUCUAAUUGAAUAGGAAUUAUAUAAGAAAUCAUUGCUAACAAGAAGAUUUCUGUAUAUUUUUAAGCAUAUUUAUCAAUAUCAAUGAUUGAUUGGAGCAAUUAAAAAUUCGAAAGUCGAUUGCCCUUACCGAUUUGAUCAUCAUUCCAAUCGAUUUAUUUAUCAAACAUUUUUCGCUAUGUAUUAGUACCAUGAACAAACUUAACUUAGCAAAAGAAAUAGAUCUCCCGUUUUAUUCACUAUUUCAUUUGAACCAUUUUUUAUCCAGGUUUUUUUUAUUAUGGUUGAAAAAAACAAGCUCUGUUUAAUAAUAUGAAUAAAAUAUUCUGAGCCUAAAAAAAAAAAUAAAAACUAAAAACCAAAAAAAUAAAUGAAGAAAAGCGCAAUCCUAAAUCUGAGAUGCUCCAAUCAUAAUACAGUAUUUGUUACUAAUUACUCGUAUUCGUGUACAACUGCUACGUUUACUUUACUAACUUAUAUCAUAAAAAAAAACUUGCUUUAAUCGAACUUCUUAACGUAUAAUUUAUACGAAAAAUAUCACUUGGCUCUAAUAAACACAUAGGCAAACGUUUCCUAUCAUACUA
Molecule: messenger RNA, 2122 nt
Organism: Polistes canadensis
Lineage: Eukaryota; Metazoa; Arthropoda; Insecta; Hymenoptera; Vespidae
Product: serine protease inhibitor 3/4-like
Exons: 9
Coding region: 143-1471 (442 amino acids)
Molecular function (GO): serine-type endopeptidase inhibitor activity
Source: RefSeq, a predicted model, not a curated record